This is a messenger RNA of Perca flavescens (yellow perch), 534 nucleotides long. Its product is annotated as gamma-crystallin S-1-like. Bases 1 to 534 code for a protein of 177 amino acids. Lineage: Eukaryota; Metazoa; Chordata; Actinopteri; Perciformes; Percidae. The record is from RefSeq and is a predicted model, not a curated record. The transcript is spliced from 3 exons. Gene Ontology annotation, biological process: lens development in camera-type eye; visual perception. Gene Ontology annotation, molecular function: structural constituent of eye lens.
AUGGCGAAGUCUUUCCAGAUUGUGUUUUACGAGGACCGGGACUUCCAGGGAAAGUCCUACGACUGCAAAGGCGACUCAGCCGACCUGCAGGGCUUCAUCCACCGAUGCAACUCGGUCAAGGUAGAGGCUGGCUGGUGGGUUCUGUACGAGUGCAACAACUACAUGGGCUACCAGUAUGUCAUUGGUCCAGGGGAAUACAAUGACUACCGCCGCUGGAUGGGCUUCAACGACUGUGUUAGAUCCUGCAGGAUCAUCAAAAACGCCAAAGCACCGUACAAACUGCGGCUGUUUGACCGGCCAAACUUUGAUGGCCAAUCUUUGGAGUUGACAGAAGACAUGAAGUCUAUCCAGGAGAAAUGGCUCAGACGUCAAGUCCAGUCCUGCAAGGUCCUGGAGGGCUCCUGGAUCUUCUUUGAACAUCCCAACUUCUGUGGUCGUCAGUACCUGCUGGAGAAAGGGGAGUACCGACACCACUCGGAAUGGGGAGCUCUCAAACCAACUGUGGGCUCCAUCAAAAUAAUCAUUGAGCUGUGA